Molecule: messenger RNA, 822 nt
Organism: Theileria orientalis strain Shintoku
Lineage: Eukaryota; Apicomplexa; Aconoidasida; Piroplasmida; Theileriidae
Exons: 1
Coding region: 1-822 (273 amino acids)
Source: RefSeq, a predicted model, not a curated record
AUGAAGGACUUCACUUCCUGUGAGGUUUGCGGCCUUAAAUUCGGUAUUAUUUCCUGGAAGCGGUUCUGCGCCAAAUGCAAUCGCACAUGCUGCCGGGAUUGUUUGACUGGGCGCCUGAGAGACGUUGGGGGCAACUACUCGGACCUCGAGAGGGUGAAGAUUUGCUCCGACUGCGUGGUUGCCGAGUCGACCACCCAGUCCAUUUCCAUUCACGAGGACCUCGAGCUCACUGGCCAGAUCAACCGUGACCUCAGGCUCGAGUUGAAGGAGAAGAUUCUCGCCUUGGAGAAGUUUCGGACCUUCCUGCUUCAAAUCAGCACGACUUUCGGCCCCAACUCAGACUUGUUUCCCAGCUCCGGCUCCGUCGAGAACGGCCUUGACGACCGCACCUGCGACAUUGGCGAGCUCAUCACCAGGUGUCAGGACGACUUCGAGAACAUGCAGGACAAGGUUCGCGCGAUGCGUCGUCGCUACGAGGCCUCCAUUUCCAACGAGGAGAGCUCGCGCUCCGAGAUUGACCGUCUCAACCGCGAGAUUGAGAUAAUUUCCUCUGAGCGCGACUCUCUUCGCUCUGCUCUCUCUCAGGUCGACGCCCUCAGGCACGACAUGGAGGACUACAAGCAGCACUACUCCGAGGUCAUUCGUGACUACAGCGACCUUCUCGUUCGUUGUCGGAAGCUCGAGCUUCUCCUCAGGUCCAGCCACUCCGACCAUCCUGACUUGUCCUCAGUCUUGAAUGAGUCCAACCAUCAGUCGCCUCGGACUCCCAAUCGUCGUCGCUUCUGGCUUUUCGCCAGCUGCUGUCCCAGAUUUUUUCAUUGA